AUGUCGCGACCAAUCUCGCUUGAAGAAAUGGUGAGACUGUUCAAAGUACGUCACGCAACAGCUCACAUGUUCAAGAUAGACCAUUUCUCUUUACUCAGAAAGCAUGGAAUCGAAAAGGUCGAGUCCUCUGUUUUCGAUCUCGCUGGUCACAAAUGGAAACUCUCUGUGCACCCAAAUGGCCAUACAAAUGCUAAGGGGACACAUUAUGUCUCCCUCUACUUAAUGAAUCAAGCUCCGGUAUAUGAUACGCUUACAUAUGAGCUUCUUGCCGUCAGUCAACUUGAGCCAAAAUGGCACACUCACGGAAGAGAUGAAUACGAAACCAAUGAAGAACUGGGUAGUGAGGGGUUUCGUGAGUUCAUAUCUCUUGUUGAUCUUAAGAAAAAUGGUUUCCUUAUUGGAGAUUGUUGUAUGUUUGGUGUCAAGUUCCAUGGGAUUGAACCUGCUAAACCCGGAACAGCGGAAAGUUUUAGCUUAAUAGAGAAGCCUCUUAAUCACAGAGUCACUUGGAUGAUGACCAUGUUCUCGUCCUUCAACCCUGGAAACGUUCAUCAGUCUAAUGAAUUUGUCGUUGGAACCCGGAAAUGGAGAAUUAAAGUUCAUCCAAGAGGGUCUAUGGGUGAAAAAGACAAAUCAUUUUCUGUGUAUCUAUCGGCACUAGGGUUUGUCAAUAAUGCACCAAAGACUAAAACUUACGCGAGGUUCAAGCUGCGUGUAUUGGAUCAAGUUAGCAGGAAUCAUGUUGAGAAAACAAUUUCGGGUUGGCUUGGUGCAGAACCUGAUGACCGCCAUGGCUUUGCGGAUUUCAUGCCUCUAGGGGAACUUGAUGACCCUUAUUUGGUGAAGGAUAAGCUUUAUGUGGGAGUUGACUUUGAUGUCAUUUCCGUCUCUAAUUACUGUUAGCUAUAUAAUCAGCAAGAAAUAUUUAUAACGUAUGAAUAAAAU
Arabidopsis thaliana (thale cress) is the source of this 945-nucleotide messenger RNA. RefSeq names its product TRAF-like family protein. NCBI's taxonomy places the organism in Eukaryota, Viridiplantae, Streptophyta, Magnoliopsida, Brassicales, Brassicaceae. Bases 1 to 903 code for a protein of 300 amino acids. The record is from RefSeq and is marked reviewed. The transcript has 6 exons.